AUGGCAGAGGAUUUGACCGCGAAAGUGCUUAACGCCCUGAACUCCGCCGACGGUCCUGUUGUCACAUCGGAAAUCUUUCCCAAUGCCACCUUUGUCAGUGUCAAGUCUGCUGUCGACAAAUUGCGAUCGAGGAAUUUCAUUGAAGCAGAGCAGAUUGACCGGUUGGAACUCGUUCUUACAAAAGAGGGGCUUGAUAUCGCAGAAAAUGGCAGCAAUGGCGCAAGGGUUUUCGAGGCAGUCCGGGCGGCGUUGGAAGGACUGAAGAUCAAAGAUUUACCCUCUGCCGUUGGAGAUGCAAAUGUGGCCAAGUUCGGUUCAGGUGAUGCCUUCAAACUCAAGUGGAUCAAGAAAGAUGGGGACACACUCAAGGCAAUUACGGACAAGAUCCAGGACGAGGUCCAAGAACAGUUGCGCGAGAUCCAGUCCAGAAAAGGCCUGAAUAACCCCAAAGUCGUGGCAGACUUCAAGAAGAGGAAGUAUGUCACCGAGCAGAAGACCAUCGCCUUUAAGAUUUCCAAGGGCCCCCAAUUCUCGACAGAAUUUGUCAAGGAGGAGGCAGAUCUGACAGCCGAAAUGCUGGCGUCCGGGGCGUGGAAGACCGUCCAAUUGAAACCAUAUAACUUCAAAGCAAAAGGUGCACCCACGCAGUCCGGAGCACUUCACCCUCUCAACAAAGUGCGUCAAGAAUUCAGAGAGAUCUUCUUUGAGAUGGGGUUCGAGGAGAUGCCAACAAAUCGUUAUGUGGAGACCGGCUUCUGGAAUUUUGAUGCUCUUUUCGUUCCUCAACAACAUCCUGCUCGCGACCUCCAAGAUACCUUUUACAUCUCAGAUCCUGCAAGAGCCGAUCCCCCUCGAGGAGAUCCAGAACCUCCGGCUGCCGGGGAAAAACCCACACCUUCCCCCUCCCACAAGAGAACAAGGUCGAAGGAGAAGGCCUUAGACUUCAAGAAGUACUGGGAUGAUGUCCGCGCGGUACAUGAAAACGGGAAAUUCGGUUCAAUAGGCUACAGAUACCCGUGGUCAGAAGACGAGUCUUUGCGACUGGUUCUGCGGACUCACACCACAGCAAUUUCUACAUACAUGCUCCACAAACUCGCCCUGAACCCUCGGCCGGCACGGUACUUUUCCAUCGACAGGGUCUUCCGAAAUGAGACGGUCGACCAAACCCAUCUUGCUGAAUUCCACCAGGUGGAAGGUGUGAUUGCUGACUGGGGCCUGACAUUAGGCGGGCUAAUCGGUUUCAUGGAAGUCUUCUUCGGUAAGAUGGGUAUCAAAAACCUGAGGUUCAAGCCCGCGUACAACCCUUACACAGAGCCGAGUAUGGAAAUCUUCAGCUACCAUGAAGGAUUGAAGAAAUGGGUAGAAAUUGGAAACAGCGGCAUGUUCAGGCCAGAAAUGUUGGAGCCUAUGGGCUUGCCAAAGGAUAUGCGGAUAUAUGGUUGGGGCUUGAGUUUGGAGCGACCAACCAUGAUCAAGUAUGGCGUCAACAAUAUCCGGGAACUCCUGGGACAUAAAGUCGACCUCAACUUCAUUGAACAGAACCCUGCUGUCCGCUUACACAAAGAUUAG
Molecule: messenger RNA, 1569 nt
Organism: Fonsecaea erecta
Lineage: Eukaryota; Fungi; Ascomycota; Eurotiomycetes; Chaetothyriales; Herpotrichiellaceae
Product: phenylalanine-tRNA ligase, alpha subunit
Exons: 2
Coding region: 1-1569 (522 amino acids)
Biological process (GO): phenylalanyl-tRNA aminoacylation
Cellular component (GO): cytoplasm; cytosol; phenylalanine-tRNA ligase complex
Molecular function (GO): ATP binding; tRNA binding; phenylalanine-tRNA ligase activity
Source: RefSeq, a predicted model, not a curated record